This is a messenger RNA of Hyla sarda, 495 nucleotides long. Its product is annotated as histone H2B 1.1-like. Gene Ontology annotation, molecular function: structural constituent of chromatin; protein heterodimerization activity; DNA binding. NCBI's taxonomy places the organism in Eukaryota, Metazoa, Chordata, Amphibia, Anura, Hylidae. The record is from RefSeq and is a predicted model, not a curated record. The transcript has a single exon. The coding region runs from base 1 to 381 and encodes 126 amino acids. Gene Ontology annotation, cellular component: nucleosome.
AUGUCUGAUCCCGCCAAGUCUGCACCAGCGCCUAAGAAGGGCUCUAAGAAAGCCGUGACCAAGACUCAGAAGAAGGACGGCAAGAAGCGGAGGAAGACCAGGAAGGAAAGCUAUGCCAUCUACGUGUACAAGGUGCUCAAGCAGGUCCACCCUGACACCGGCAUCUCCUCCAAGGCCAUGGGCAUCAUGAACUCCUUUGUCAACGAUAUCUUCGAGCGCAUCGCAGGGGAAGCCUCCCGCCUGGCUCACUACAACAAGCGCUCCACCAUCACCUCCCGGGAGAUCCAGACCGCCGUGCGCCUGCUGCUGCCUGGAGAGCUGGCCAAGCACGCCGUGUCCGAGGGCACCAAGGCCGUCACCAAGUACACCAGCGCCAAGUAACCUGCUCCGCCUCCUGCUGUCACCCCAAAGGCUCUUCUAAGAGCCGCCACAUUGUCUAUAAUAGAGCUGGGGCUUCUAUCUGCUAGAAUUAUCCUUGUUAUAUUUGUGGCUGAU